ACAACAACAACAACAGCAACAACAACAUGUUAAAAUUCUGCCUAAUAAUGUUGCUGUGAAAUGUAAACAUGUACAUUUUAUUUUAUGAUCAUUGCAAUGAUUCAUUACCUUCCACAAAUAAAUGACUCAAAAUUCUUUUUAUGACACUUUGUUCCAGAUGGUGUAAAAGUUUCACUCAGUAGAAGUCUAUGAAGGCGGCAUUCCUCAUUAGAGACCUGAGUUCCUGACAGACCAACAACAUAUAAUAUACUGAAGAUGAGUAGUUCUGAAGAGGUGUCCUGGAUCUCAUUGUUUUGUCGCUUAAGGGGCAAUGAGUUCUUCUGUGAGGUGGACGAGGAUUACAUUCAGGACAAAUUCAAUCUGACUGGCUUGAAUGGGCAGGUGCCCCAUUAUCGACGGGCUCUAGACAUGAUACUCGACCUCGAGACGGAUGAUGAGCUGGACGACAUUCCAGACCACCCAGAUGUGGUCACGCAGGCGGCGGAGAUGCUGUAUGGCCUCAUACACGCUCGGUACAUAUUAACCAGUCGGGGGAUCGGCCAGAUGGUCGAGAAAUACCAGUCAGGACAUUUUGGCCAUUGCCCAAGGGUGUACUGUGAGAGUCAAUCUAUGUUGCCUAUCGGUUUGUCAGACAUACCUGGGGAGGCUAUGGUCAAGGCAUACUGCCCCAAGUGCAUGGAAGUGUACACACCAAAGUCGUCACGGUACCGCCACACAGACGGAGCUUAUUUUGGCACUGGUUUUCCUCAUAUGCUUUUCAUGGUGCAUCCAGAAUACCGACCAAAGCGUCCUAUUAAUCAGUUUGUUCCACGUCUGUAUGGCUUCAAGAUUCAUCCACUUGCGUAUCAGAUCCAGCAACAGGCAGCCAGCAUUAGGCAGCCAGCAAUUUCGAAACCCCACUUUGUGCUAUGAAUUACAACAAUGGCAAACGCUAAUAUUGUUUGACAUUUUGGAUGUUGUUUAGUUUUAAGAUUAACAUUUAAUAGAUGUUUCUCCUUUGUAUUUAUAGUUUAGUACCAUAUAGGCUAUGUAAUUGUAGUACAUGCAUGAUGCAUUGUAUGGCUGUUCCUUUGAGGGAGCUUGGCAGUUGUCUUUGUUGCUGGAAUUUCUGAGUAGGUUGUUUUAUCAUAUUUAGUUGUGGAUGUUUACUUCUUCAGUACCAAGUUCUUGAUUACAUGUAUUCCUCUAUGAAUUGAGUAUUUGACACUUAAGUGGGAAAUUAGCAUUUUCUUCUCUAUGUACCCUGUUACUUAAAACUUUCUAUACUUUCUGGUAACUCCCCUACAGUUUGCUGUCAAGAGAAAAAAUGUUUCACACAAAAAGAACAUUAGCCAUAUCAUAUGACAAGGUGCUAGAUAUUUAUUCUGAUCAUAGUUUGUUGUAAUCGGAGAAAAUUGCUGUUAUGAUGGUAACAUUAUAUAAUGUAGGUACAAAAAAGAUGUUUUUACUAAUUUAACAUUUUUCAGAAUUUCUGAUAGUCACUUGUUACGUGCCAUUGUUUGAAGGAUCGUGAUAUACAAACUGUGGAUGUAAUGUGGAGUACCUUACAGUGAAAGGAGGGGGGGGGGGGUAGAUAUAUCAAGUUUAGAGAGUAAUUUUAAUGAUUUUUUAAACUUUAUGUAUCGUCUAUAACAUAUAAAUAAAAUGACAGUAGAGUGAUUGUUCUAAUCAACAAUUAUUGCUGUGUCAGUGUACAUGUAGAAGUAAUUAAUGCAUACUUAUUCCAGCCUGUUGAAAUUAUUGUCUUUAAGAAAUGGAAACCUAGAAAAUAUUGAUCAUUGCCGUCUUUUCAGUGAAGCAGCUAAAUUAAGAAAGAUUGUGAAAUACUGGGAUGGGCCGACGUUUACUGAUGGUAAUAUACAGCUUGUAAUCUAACUACUUUCAUGACGGGAAGGACAGAAUGGUUUUGAUUAAAUCAGACUGCCUUAACAUAAAAGGCCUAAUAAGCUGAUGUACCAUGUUUCCCCUUUUAUAACAACUACCCCUUCGAUUUGGACCAAGAUCUUGUGAGCUCUGUCUAUAUUGCACAGUUAUUUAGAUGAUGUGUGUAUAAUAUUCACUACAUAGUGAACGGUAUGUAGAAUAAAACAAAUAAUCUAGAUCAAAUGGACUGUUAAUGAUAACAGAUCAUGUACUGCUACAAAACAGUGUGACCUUUUCACCAAACAGUCAAUAAUUUUGAUCUGAUUAGUUCAGAUUCAGUUGACAUGGAAGUGGUGGAAAUUUGAAAGCUAUUGUGUUUAAUUUUUUCACGUGUAAUUAUUCUGAAAACAUGAUGCAUUAACAGUCAUUAUGACAACUGGGAACUUAUCAGGGAUCAUACAGUCACUUUUUUGAAUUUUUGGUAAGAUUUAUUUAGUAUACCAAAAACUAGUUUUCAAGUGACUGCAGGCUCAUCAUCAGACAGUGGACCAUGUGCAGCUAGAUGCUAUGGCCGUAGCAAUUGCAAUUCCUUGUGGAAUCAUCUACAUCUACAUCUACAUGACUACUCUGCAAUUCACAUUUAAGUGCUUGGCAGAGGGUUCAUCGAACCACAAACAUACUAUCUCUCUACUAUUCCACUCCCGAACAGCGAGCGGGAAAAACGAACACCUAAACCUUUCUGUUCGAGCUCUGAUUUCUCUUAUUUUAUUUUGAUGAUCAUUCCUACCUAUGUAGGUUAGGCUCAACAAAAUAUUUUCGCAUUCGGAAGAGAAAGUUGGUGACUGAAAUUUCGUAAAAAGCUCUCGCCGCGACGAAAAACGUCUAUGCUGUAAUGACUUCCAUCCCAACUCGUGUAUCAUAUCUGCCACACUCUCUCCUCUAUAACGCGAUAAUACAAAACGAGCUGCCCUUCUUUGCACCCUCUCGAUGUCCUCCGUCAAUCCCACCUGGUAAGGAUCCCACACCGCGCAGCAAUAUUCUAACAGAGGACGAACGAGUGUAGUGUAAGCUGUCUCUUUAGUGGACUUGUUGCAUCUUCUAAGUGUCCUGCCAAUGAAACGCAACCUUUGGCUCGCCUUCCCGACAAUAUUAUCUAUGUGGUCCUUCCAACUGAAGUUGUUCGUAAUUUGAACACCCAGGUACUUAGUUGAAUUGACAGCCUUGAGAAUUGUACUAUUUAUCGAGUAAUCGAAUUCCAAUGGAGUUCUUUUGGAACUCAUGUGGAUCAUCUCACACUUUUCGUUAUUUAGCGUCAACUGCCACCUGACACACCAUACAGCAAUCUUUUCUAAAUCGCUUUGCAGCUGAUACUGGUCUUCGGAUGACCUUACUAGACGGUAAAUUACAGCAUCAUCUGCGAACAGUCUAAGAGAACUGCUCAGAUUGUCACCCAGGUCAUUAAUAUAGAUCAGGAACAGUAGAGGUCCCAGGACGCUUCCCUGGGGAACACCUGAUAUCACUUCAGUUUUACUCGAUGAUUUGCCGUCUAUUACUACGAACUGCGACCUUCCUGACAGGAAAUCACGAAUCCAGUCGCACAACUGAGAUGAUACCCCAUAGCUCCGCAGCUUGAUUAGAAGUCACUUGUGAGGAACGGUGUCAAAAGCUUUCCGGAAAUCUAGAAAUACGGAAUCAACUUGAGAUCCCCUGUCGAUAGCGGCCAUUACUUCGUGCGAAUAAAGAGCUAGCUGCGUUGCACAAGAGCGAUGUUUUCUGAAGCCAUGCUGAUUACGUGUCAAUAGAUCGUUCUCUUCGAGGUGAUUCAUAAUGUUUGAAUACAGUAUAUGGUCCAAAACCCUACUGCAAACCGACGUCAAUGAUAUAGGUCUGUAGUUAAAUGGAUUACUCCUACUACCCUUCUUGAACACUGGUGCGACCUGCGCAAUUUUCCAAUCUGUAGGUACAGAUCUAUCGGUGAGCGAGCGGUUGUAUAUGAUUGCUAAGUAGGGAGCUAUAGUAUCAGCGUAAUCUGAAAGGAACCUAAGUACAGAUCUAUCGGUGAGCGAGCGGUUGUAUAUGAUUGCUAAGUAGGGAGCUAUAGUAUCAGCGUAAUCUGAAAGGAACCUAAUCGGUAUACAAUCUGGACCUGAAGACUUGCCCGUAUCAAGCGAUUUGAGUUGCUUCGCAACCCCUAAGGUAUCUACUUCUAAGAAACUCAUGCUAGCAGAUGUUCGUGUUUCAAAUUCUGGAAUAUUCCAUUCGUCUUCCCUGGUGAAGGAAUUUCGGAAAACUGCGUUCAAUAACUCCGUUUUAGCGGCACAGUCGUCGAUAACAGUACCAUCGGCACUGCGCAGCGAAGGUAUUGACUGCGUCUUGCCGCUUGUGUACUUUACAUACGACCAGAAUUUCUUCGGAUUUUCUACCAAAUUUCGAGACAAUGUUUCGUUGUGGAACCUAUUAAAGGCAUCUCGCAUCGAAGUACGUGCCAAAUUUCGCGCGUCUGUAAAUUUUAGCCCAUCUUCAGGAUUUCGCGUUCUUCUGAACUUCGCAUGCUUUUUCCGUUGCCUCUGCAACAGCGUUCGGACCUUUUUUGUGUACCACGGGGGAUCCGUUCCAUCUCUUACCAAUUUAUGAGGUAUGAAUAUCUCAAUUGCUGUUGCUACUAUAUCUUUGAAUUUGAGCCACAUCUCGUCUACAUUCGCAUAGUCAGUUCGGAAGGAAUGGAAAUUGUCUUUUAGGAAGGCUUCUAGUGGCACUUUAUCCGCUUUUUUAAAUAAAAUUAUUUUGCGUUUGUUUCUGAUGGAUUUGGAAGAAAUGUUAUUGAGCCUAGCUACAAUGACCUUGUGAUCACUAAUCCCUGUAUCAGUCAUGAUGCUCUCUAUCAGCUCUGGAUUGUUUGUGGCCAAGAGGUCAAGUGUGUUUUCGCAACCAUUUACAAUUCGCGUGGGUUCGUGGACUAACUGCUCGAAAUAAUUUUCGGAGAAUGCAUUUAGGACAAUCUCGGAAGACGUUUUCUGCCUACCACCGGUUUUGAACAAGUAUUUUUGCCAGCAUACCGAGGGUAGGUUGAAGUCCCCACCAACUAUAACCGUAUGAGUGGGGUAUUUAUUUGUUACAAGACUCAAACUUUCUCUGAACUGUUCCGCAACUGUAUCAUCGGAGUCUGGGGGUCGGUAGAAGGAGCCAAUUAUUAACUUAAUUCGGCUGUUAAGUAUAACCUCCACCCACACCAAUUCGCACGGAGUAUCUACUUCGACUUCACUACAAGAUAAACCACUACUGACAGACACCAACACUCCACCACCAAUUCUGCCUAAUCUAUCUUUCCUGAACACCGUCUGAGACUUCGUAAAAAUUUCUGCAGAACUUAUUUCAGGCUUUAGCCAGCUUUCUGUACCUAUAACGAUAUCAGCUUCUGUGCUUUCUAUUAGCGCUUGAAGCUCAGGGACUUUUCCAGCGCAACUACAACAGUUUACAACUAUAAUUCCGACUGUUCCUUGAUCCAAGCACGUCAUGUAAUUGCUAAGCACCCUUUGACAUUGCAGCCCAUCCCGCACUUUCCCGAGGCCUUCUAACCUAAAAAAACCGCCCAGUCCAUGCCACACAGCCUCCGCUACCCGUGUAGCCGCCAGCUGAGUGUAGUGAACUCCUGAAUCACUGGCAAAUUUAUUCUGAUAAUGUACAUUUUGCAUGUUACACACACACACACACACACACACACACACACACACACACCUUUUGUGAUUAGCAAAUUGUUAUUAGAAAGUAAGUUAUUGUCUUGAAUCAGACUAUCCAAACAGCAAAGUCAGUCAAUGUGCAAAACUUGUUACUCUCGCAUAAAUUAAUAUUGGUGUCAUCCUAACAUUAUGAUAUUCUUUGUCAUGACAAAAACAUGUUUUUUGGUUUUGCAGUUUUAUUUAUAAUUCACUGUAAAAAUGUUGUGUGUCAUGGUUAUCUAUUAUUUACAAUGUAAUGGUCUGGAGAAGUAAACUGAACUGAAAUGAUUAUGCAAAGACACAAUGUUUUAAUGCCACAUUGUUUAUAUAAGCCAAAGGGGAAUAAGUAGAAAAACUGCAGAGCUAAUAAAAAAGGUUUUUCUUGCCUAUAUAAUGAUAAAAUGUACUUGUUAAUAAAAAUUCCAUUUUUUAUUGUAUUACCUAAGUUUUAUUUCCUCAAAAAUGACUUUUUGUUAUUGGUGCACCUUUCAGAUGAAAGUGAAAACUGUUUCUGAAUGUAGCAAUUAUUAAAAUUUUAAGAGAAUACCAAAAUUGCAAAGUUGUGUAAUAACCGCAAAGGAGGAUUUCUCCAAAAUUAAAUUUAGUUAUUCUUACUAUCCUGUUUAUACAGUGAAUAGUCUCAUUUUAUUUUACUGAUUUUUCCUCUUGUCCUUUCCCAUAUAUUUUCCUUAAUUGAGAUUCUUAUCUGAUGAUCCUAGUUGAAUACUGAAUAAUUCUAUCCCUCCCAACAUUUUUCUAGCUAUAUGCAAGAUCAAGAUGCUCUGUACUCUCUGUCUGUGUAUGCCUCCUGGAAUCUGUAGCUUAUCUUUGUUAAAUAUCUUUAAUAAGCACACAAGUGCAUCUAUCUUCCUUAACAGUGAAAUAAAUCUGCUAAAUUUAACAGUUACUUCUAAUUAUAAGAUUCUGUAAAUGGUUAAACAGAAAUUAACUUUUAUGGUUAUGAGACAAGCAGUAAGAGAUGUUUAAUAAUAUAAGAAGAGCCCGUUGAAACUAUGACUGUGGUAGUGUUUAUAUAUGCCUGGUUUGUAAAUUUCGUUUAUUGUACUGAUUUGAGUUGCAUAAUAGCAGAAAAAAUUGGAACUGUUGUGUUGUAUAUUGUUAGUCAAGUGUCAGAUAAGAAAAACACGCGAAGAAGAUUCUGGUAUCUUUUGUUAAGCGAGUGAAUUGGUGACUCACAUUCAAUAUAACUAAACAUUAAGAUUUGUCUAGAAAUAUUUAUAGUAAGUUCAAAUGUUUCCAAAGACAAAUAUUUACAUAGCAAGUUUAUGGCUGAAUUUUAUUUCAUUAUUAUUUUCAGCCAAAAUAUUAAAACAUGGAAAACUGCUAUCAGCUUCAUAUUACUUUUAAUUCUAUUUAUUAGUUUGUGUAUUUAUGUUAUAAAAUUGGAAAAUAUUGGUCUGUCCUCAAGAGAAUGCUUGUCAGGUUACAGUAAUUUUAAAUUCAUGGCUAGUUUGUCUUUUCAGACUCCCCAAAAUGUAGCCUAGUUUGAUCAGACUUUUUUGUCUGUUUGAAAUCUGAUGUUGGAUUUGUUGAAAGCUCCCUGCAUUCCUCACCUUCCUAAGGGAUUUUCCCAGUGUAUUUGACCAGUUUAUAUUUGGGUUGUACUUGUCAAAUUCCUUUUCAUUCUCUCAACAGUUGCAUUAGUUUGGUGCAAAAAAUAAUGUAAACAUAUUAAAAUAAAGUAUAAAUCUCAUUGUCAA
Messenger RNA from Schistocerca gregaria, 7300 nucleotides. Its product is annotated as casein kinase II subunit beta-like. The transcript has a single exon. NCBI's taxonomy places the organism in Eukaryota, Metazoa, Arthropoda, Insecta, Orthoptera, Acrididae. The record is from RefSeq and is a predicted model, not a curated record. Gene Ontology annotation, cellular component: cytoplasm; protein kinase CK2 complex. Gene Ontology annotation, molecular function: protein kinase regulator activity. The coding region runs from base 256 to 912 and encodes 218 amino acids.